Molecule: messenger RNA, 1347 nt
Organism: Exophiala mesophila
Lineage: Eukaryota; Fungi; Ascomycota; Eurotiomycetes; Chaetothyriales; Herpotrichiellaceae
Exons: 1
Coding region: 1-1347 (448 amino acids)
Biological process (GO): signal transduction; protein phosphorylation
Cellular component (GO): cytoplasm
Molecular function (GO): ATP binding; protein kinase activity
Source: RefSeq, a predicted model, not a curated record
AUGGCAACUCCGCGCCGACUUUCACAGCUCAAUAGAGCGUUAAGUACUCCUCCAACGACCCCAGACUCGAUCGUGGUCUCGGACUUAAAGGCUCCUCAGACACCUCAACAGCAGCGUUCAGGUCCUUCUGUCCUCACUCCUCCAACAUCGCCACAUCUGUCAAGAUGGCCCCACGGCACAGAGACACAGACCCCGACUUCAAAUCCCAAUCAUUCGAGUCCGACAUCACACCCUCGACCGCGAGGAAAUCACCUCCAGCCACUUCAGACAAACGCCCUUCCCAACCAGACGGAAGUCGAGUGCUCCACAGCCCCUCAAUGUCCCUUUGAUAUCGAGAUUCUCAAGGACAGUCGCGGUCGUGACGCCUACUUUGGCACUGGAGCCUGGAGCAUCGUUUACAAAGCGACCGUACGCACAGGCUCCCUCACAAGUUCAUGCACUCAAACUGGAACCGAGAGACUGACACCACCAUCGUCCCCGGUAUCAAGUCUACCAUUGCUUGUGGCCGUGAAGAAGCCCGUCCGGCGAGAUAGUGACGAAAUUCUUCGAAAUGAGGCCAAGACGUUAAGCUACCUACAGAACCUCCCACACGGGCCUGAGUUUAUUGUCCCAUUCUACGGGGUACUAGAACAAUCCACCAUCGUCCUAGCUGCUAUCCCACUCACACUCGAACACCAUAUUCGUAAAUGUGCUGAAGCGGCCAGCAAUUCGACCUCAAUGAUCGCGACCUCACCCAUUAUUGGCACAAUGCCAACAUGGCUCGUACUAGCACAUAAGCUCAUCACCGCGCUCGCCUGGCUACAUAACGAGGCCGGAGUGAUCCACGGCGAUCUCAAACCAGGAAACAUACUUCUAUCACCUCUUCCCUCCACCGGCCUUGACCCUCCCAUGGACUCGUCUUUCUUCAACUAUACACCUCUAUUAGCUGACUUUUCAUCAUCACAACUCCGGUCCACCACUACACCCACACCUAAUACUUUGUCGGCAGUGACACGCGAAUACACCGCUCCCGAACUCUUGUCAUCGGCUGUUCUCCGCAACCCAGAGUCCACCGCCACCACAGACUCGGAUGUGUUUUCAUUAGCCGUCACUCUCCUUGUCGCCGUCACCGGCCAAAUGCUCGUCUACCCUGGCAGUGUCUUGCAGCGACAGGCCAUGGCCACACAAGGCUGGCUGAUGCUGAGUCAUGUCCGGAAUGGUGUCGGUGGUGAGAGAGUGGCCAGGGGUGGCGUAGUGGAGAAGAUGCUUGAACCCGCCGUCAGGAAGAUUGGAACGGGGAGAAUCGACGCUAUGGAAUGGUUGAAAAUGACAGAAGAGCUGGCAAAGACGUCGAUAGGCGCGAGCUAG